UACCGUUUGGGCCAUUUCCUACCUGANUUACGUGAUCACGUUAUAGAAAUAGGUGGUCUUAAAUUAUUGUUAAAGCUGCUCAGACCGGAUAUACCGCUCGGUUUUCUUCGGAACUUAACCUGGGUCAUAGUCAACUUGUGCGGGUAUAGAGAUCCACCACCGCCAAUUGCAGCUAUCAAAGAGCUGCUGCCGGCUCUUCUGUAUUUGAUCAAGCAUCCAGAUGACAGUAUUCUCGUAGAUACCGUUUGGGCCAUUUCCUACCUGACUGAUGGUGGUAACGAUCACAUUGAAAUGAUAAUCAACGCCGAAAUCGUUCCGCAUUUGGUCCCUCUGUUAUCUCAUACGAGUUCAAAAGUUCAGACUGCUGCUUUACGCGCUCUGGGGAAUAUCGUAACGGGCUCUGAUCAACAGACACAAGUUGUUCUGGAUUGCGGAGCAUUGAGUCAUUUUCCUGGACUUCUGAAGCAUUCACGUGAAAAGAUUAACAAAGAAGCCGUGUGGUUCCUCUCGAACAUUACAGCUGGUAACCAGAGUCAAGUACAGGCUGUCAUCGAUCAUAAUUUGGUACCCCUAAUACUUCAUCACUUAUCGGAAAGCGAGUUCCUCACGCGGAAGGAAGCUGCUUGGGCUAUCUCCAAUUUGACAAUCAAUGGAAAUGUAGAUCAGGUGCGUUAUGUUACUGAACAACAGGCCAUUCCUCCGUUGUGCAAAAUGCUCAGUGAACGCGAUACUCAGGUUGUUCAGGUGGUCUUGGAUGGCCUGUCCAACAUUUUGGCAGCGUCCGGUGAGAACUUGGAGCAAGUUACAACCCAAAUCGAAGAAUGCGGUGGAUUGGAUCGAAUUGAGGCGUUACAAGAGCAUCAUAAUGUGGACAUCUAUAGGUUAGCCUAUGGCAUCAUCGAGCGUUAUUUCGGAGAAGGAAUGAACGAUGACACUAACACGACCGCAGGUAUAGCGGGAGAUGAACGAUCACAAGACAUAAACCCUAUGUCGAACACCCCUUCGACCUUUGAGUUCAAUGCAACAAUGGACGGCACCUUGCAUGGCGGUCAACUGUUCAAUCAACAAGGCGGGUUUGACUUUUGA
Molecule: messenger RNA, 1086 nt
Organism: Echinostoma caproni
Lineage: Eukaryota; Metazoa; Platyhelminthes; Trematoda; Plagiorchiida; Echinostomatidae
Source: the annotation of a GenBank genome assembly